CGGUAGUGCUUAUCUUUUAUUUGUUUUUAUAGCCGAGAGCUCAUAGCUUACUAGCUCGCGGUGGGACCAGUGCCUAAAGGCACACCAGGGAGUGGAACUACGAGUACGUACUCUCUUGGAAUUUCUUGAUACUGAUGUCUGCUCGAGAACACACAGUUGCCGUGGCCGAAAUCAGUCAUUACUGCAUCAUCAUGAUGUCGUUAACAAAAUUUCGUACUUAUUUGCGUCCUUAAGUUUCAGUUGUCGUGCAUGAUCCAAUCUUUUCAUACUUACAUGUUCACUGUUCAGUCAUAAUGACGCGGCACCUUUCCCGCCCAUCGUUUCUAUGGUGCUCAUAACCAUAACAAACACAGGGCUUCAUUCUCGAUUCAGCAGUUGACAUACAAACUGACAUCAAUAAUACAUUUGAUCAUGUGCACUCUUUCUUCAUAGAGUUCAACCUCAUGAGCGUGAGCGCGAAGUACUGAUAGCAGAUAGUUUGUUAUUGUACAGACAUUAUAUUUAUGUUUCCGAAUUCUAGUAAAGUACUAACUGUGCCUAUAAUUUCAGGUGAUUGUGGCAUAAAUCAGUUGCUAUUCAUUAAUCCCCUGGUCAGCGUUGCGUUGCCAUUUUUCUAAGUUACCAUAUAUAAUAGCUUCCAUGUAACGUUAGUUUACAGCUCGCCUGGUACGGUCGCUGAAAGACCUUUGAAUAAACAAUAAACUGUAGUCAUUUCAAACUUCGUUGGAAUAUUUUUGCGAUUGGUGGCUUUGGAGCAGUUCAAAAAUUGUUUUUUAAUAGAAAGUUCAUCGUGAAAUUAGUUAAACUGGGGCAGUGUAUGGACAAAGACGUUGCGGCAAAAAUUCAAUCAGCAAAUGUUUUUUCCAUUAGGAUUUACUCCGCGAGUAAUUGAAAGGAAGAACUACGAGGAUCAAAAUGAGGAUUUUCACAUUUUUUACAAUUUUCCUUGUAAUUUACAUCAAUGGCACCGCAGCAGCCCGAUCCAGAAUGCCAGCUCGGCCGAUAAAGCUAUACUACUUGCCGCCGUCCCCGCCUUGUCGAGCGGUCAUGCUGCUUGCCAGGGUCAUGGGCCUGGAGCUCGACCUGGUGCUUACUAACAUCAUGGAGGGGCAACAUAUGACUCCCGAGUUUUUAAAGAUGAACCCACAACACACAAUACCAACGAUGGAUGACAAUGGAUUCAUAUUAUGGGAAAGUCGAGCAAUAAUGGCAUACUUGGUGAACGCAUAUGGGCGUGACGACACCCUGUACCCGAAAAAUCCUCGGCUCCGAGCGACUGUCGACAGCCGACUGAACUUUGACCAGGGGACACUCUUUCUUCGCUACUAUAAUUUAUAUAUGCCUAUGAUAUUCCAAGGCGAGGAAUAUAACGAAGAAAAUGCGGCCAAAUUAGACGAAGCACUGGGGUGGCUGAACUCCUUCCUAGAUGGACGAGCCUUCGUCGCCGGCGACAAUAUGACUAUCGCCGACAUCACUAUGGUGGUCACUUUGACUAAUAUGGAUGCAUUCGGUUACGACUUCAGUGCCCACGAGAACGUGACGAAAUGGUUCGAAAGAAUGAAGAAGUCUUUGGAGCCCUACGGAUAUAAAGAUAUAGACGUAACAGGUUCAAAAAUACUAGCCUCUUUCUUAAAGAAAGAUUAAAUUAUCGCACAAAAAAGUACGGUAGACCAAAAAGUACAUUUUUUAAAUUAAGUAUUGUUAGAUUUUGGUAUUCAAAUUAAAAUUUAAUUAGAAGGAUCAAUUUUAUAAGAUAAACAGUGUAUACCGUGGAAGAGCGGUGCUCUCUUAGCACAAGUGUUUCCUCACUUAAAAAGAGGCACCAGCGCAGAUACUUUGUAAAACAUUUGUUGAUACAGAAUAAAACAUUUUUAUUUUAUUUUAUUAUAUUAUUAUAAUUGUUUGUACAACGCUUGCCUACGUCGUUAUGUUUAUUGUUACAGAAGAGUGAACAUCAGAAAUGUUAUGUUAGGUAUAUUAAGUUAUACUGAAAGAAAAAUUGCUCUCUAAUUUUAUUGUUCUAACUUACUAUCGAAUACCUUAGCACAAAUUAUUAAUAGGACACCUGGCUAUUGUUAAUUUAUAUAAUUAUUAAUUUAUUACAAUUAGAAUAAGUACCUAUAACAAAGUUAUUUAGCACAAUUAUCACAUUGCAAAUAAACACACCGACAUUUCCCAAUUCGAACUUUAAGAGUACGAUCUGUACUUAUGGUAUUAUGUCAGUGUUAUAUUGACGAUUUUGUUUGAAGAAACGUCAUUUUUGACACUAACGUAAUAUAUGAUCCGUAUCGUAUUUAGACUAAAAUUAUUAUUUAAAGUAUGUACAUAUCUUAAAGUUCGAAUAGAACAUAGAACACAUCUGUAACACCAGAAGCCAAUCAAAAUACACACAAUGUUAAAAAGUACAAUUCGCAUUUUGUUAGUUACGUUUACCUGAAAAAAAAACUACACAUAUGCAAUAUUG
Leguminivora glycinivorella is the source of this 2464-nucleotide messenger RNA. RefSeq names its product glutathione S-transferase 1-like (gene GSTd1). The record is from RefSeq and is a predicted model, not a curated record. The transcript has 7 exons. The coding region runs from base 916 to 1644 and encodes 242 amino acids. Gene Ontology annotation, molecular function: glutathione transferase activity. Gene Ontology annotation, biological process: glutathione metabolic process. NCBI's taxonomy places the organism in Eukaryota, Metazoa, Arthropoda, Insecta, Lepidoptera, Tortricidae.